UGUGAACAAGAAGAAGAAAAUAAAGCGUGUGCUAAUUUGAGGUUAAAAAAUUUCAAAUAAUCAAAAAUGCUAAAAGAUAAUGUAAGGAAACUAUAUUUUAAGUGAUACUAGAAAGAAUUAGAAUGGCACAGUGUAAAAUCCAUAAUAUUAGAUUCUAUAAUCCAGAACCUCAAGGAAUUAGAUGUAUGAAGAUUCAGAAUUCCACCAAAAAGCUAGCCUUAUGUAGAACAGACGCAACUAUAGAAAUAUGGAACCUACAGGAAACAUGGCUUUUAGAAAGAACACUAGCCCCUAGCACAGAGAAUUUUAGUGUAGAAGAUAUUGUGUGGUGUGAUAAUCGACUUUUUAGUGUAGGACUCCAUGGAUUGUUAAUCCAGUACAAUUUGUCUAAACUUUGUAUAGAAAAUCGAUGGGCAGUUACUGGGGAGGCAGCCCAUUGCUUAGAUAUUAAUAACACUAAUUCCAAAAUUGCUAUUGGAACAGAACAAGGGUAUUUGAAUAUAUUUAGCGUAAAUAAAGAUGGAGUAUAUUUCGAAAAAUUCUUAGAUAAACAAGAAGGGCGAAUAAUGUGUCUUAAAUUUGAUGCCACUGGUGACUUUAUUGCAAGUGGAAGCAUUGAUGCCAUUAGAAUAUGGAAUGUACAGUCUGGUCAUGCUAUUCACAAAAUGACAACAGGAAGAGUAGAAACCAACAAGCCAACUAUUGUGUGGUGUAUCGAUAUAACUGAUGACUUUACAGUGAUUGCUGGAGACUCAAGGGGAAAACUGUCUUUUUGGGAUGGUAAAGUUGGCUCCCAAAUAGAAAGUUAUCAGUCCCAUAAGGCCGAUAUUUUGUCAAUUACGUUAUCUAGUGACCAAAGUAAGUUAUACUGUGCAGGAGUUGAUCCAACCAUUACCACUUAUCAAAAAGUCACUAUCAAGGGUGGUACACAAAAGUGGGUUAGAAGUAUCCAAAGAAAAAUUCAUGAACACGAUGUGAAUUCACUUGUUUUGUUGGAUAACAAACUAUAUUCUGGAGGAGCAGACAGCUACUUAGCAUGCAGUUAUCAUCCUCCUAAGACUCUCCUUAAACUACCACCGUUACUUCAAAACCCUUGUGCUCACGUUGCAUCAUCUUCAAAUUAUUUAUUAUUAAAGUUUCCGAAGCAUAUCGAAUUAUGGAGUCUUGGAAAGAGCAAAAAUGUUGAUGCCAGUUUUAGGGGAUUGAUUGCUUUGAAAGAAGAACCAAAAAAACUGUUAGAAUUGAAAAGGGUAACCAAAAAUGAUGAUGGUGAAGAAGAUAAAGAAGGAAUAAUUUCUUGUGCUAUAUCUAAUAAUGGAAAAUGGAUCGUAUAUAGUACUGCAAAAGGUGUGAAUCUAUUCCAAUUUAUACAUGACGAAGAAACACCCAAUCUUAUAAAAGUAGAUGACCUGGAAAAUAAAGAUAUUCCAUGUUUACUAGUAGCCUUUGCCCCAAAUAAUUCACAACUAAUUGCAUGUCAAAACACAGGAAAUAUUGUUAUUUAUAAGCUUUUAGAUCAGAGAGUUUCCAUAUCCCAAGUGAUUCCGUGUGAUGAGAUAUUUACAUGUAUAACUUUUCUACUUGUUAGUUCGUGUAGUAAAUAUAUAGUCGUAGGCGAUCCUGACAGUAAUAUAGUAGUGUUUGCAUGGAAUGCAAAGAAACAAGAAUGGAUGCAUCACUGUAAACUUCCCAAAUACAGAUGCCCUCCUACUGCCAUGGCCAUUCAUCCUUCAUCUACAAACUUAGUGGUGGUUUAUUCGGACUGUAAAUUAAUAGAGUAUGACAUUGUUAAAAAACAUUUUACAUUGUUUUCAAGAGGUUUUGAAAACAGUGAGUGGAAAUCGAGGCCGUACCCAAUCAGAAACAUUGCUUUUGAUCCUAGAAGAGAAAAUAUUAUCAUGCUACAAGAUGACAGUAAUAUAAUAAUCAUCAAUAAAGACACUACUGGAAAAAACCAGAAAGAAACUAUGGAAAAGAAUGAGAAAGAAACUACUGAAAACAAACCCAAAGUUCCAAAAAAAUAUUCUACAGAUGUUAUUAAAAAAAAUGAUAAUGAUGUUCCCAAAAAUUUUAAUAUGAAUUCAAUUAAAAAGUACAAGCAUUUGGCACAUCUGGAAUGGCUUCAUGAAGAUGAGUUGGUGGUUAUCGAAGUACAUCCUUUGAAUAUAAUAACACAACUACCACCAGCGUUUGAGCAACACAAAUUUGGAAAGAAAUAAGUAUUGUAUUAAGUUUUUUAUUAAAUGUUUUUAAUAAAUUAUUGUUUUAGUUUUUUAA
This is a messenger RNA of Diabrotica virgifera virgifera (western corn rootworm), 2277 nucleotides long. RefSeq names its product U3 small nucleolar RNA-associated protein 4 homolog (gene l(3)72Dn). Lineage: Eukaryota; Metazoa; Arthropoda; Insecta; Coleoptera; Chrysomelidae. Bases 123 to 2219 code for a protein of 698 amino acids. Gene Ontology annotation, molecular function: RNA binding; protein binding. Gene Ontology annotation, biological process: maturation of SSU-rRNA from tricistronic rRNA transcript (SSU-rRNA, 5.8S rRNA, LSU-rRNA). The record is from RefSeq and is a predicted model, not a curated record. The transcript has a single exon. Gene Ontology annotation, cellular component: t-UTP complex; 90S preribosome; small-subunit processome.